Molecule: messenger RNA, 1261 nt
Organism: Cryptomeria japonica (Japanese cedar)
Lineage: Eukaryota; Viridiplantae; Streptophyta; Pinopsida; Cupressales; Cupressaceae
Exons: 5
Coding region: 315-836 (173 amino acids)
Source: RefSeq, a predicted model, not a curated record
UAAAUUAGUGGGAAUUAUAAAUACAACUGGCAACUGGUAAUAAAUUACCGACAGGGCUGUUGUAUUCGGUCCUCGACGGUGAGAUUCAGAAUGGCUUCUUUAGCAACAAAAACAACAUUGGGUUGUGUUUACUCCGGCAAUAUUAACCAGUGGUAAAUCCAAAUUGAAAUUGUUGAAUUGGAAGUUUGAACCCUGGGAAUGCUCACUUGGGGAUUCUCAGCCUAGAAGCAACAAGCAACAAGCAGCUUUGGGAUAAGCCUGAACCAGAUUAUUAAGAUUUGCCAAUACGAGUCUUUUCUUCAAAACCUCAUCACAUGAUGUUUAGAGUUAAUGGGCUUCAUUUUGCAAUGGGCGGAUUUGAACCUAGGGUAUGCUCUUACCAGUUUCUGCAGCAAGAAAACCAGUAUCGGCUGAGAAAGCUGUUGAACUUUACCAGCAGACAAGCAAAUAUGAUGGCAUGCAGAGUUCAUGUCAGUUUAACCCACAAGCAAAUGGAGUGUAAUUUUAUGGUACGACAAGGCAAUAUAAGAGAACAUAAGAAGCGUAUGAAGAAUGUGUUAAGCUUUCCAAUGAGGCAGGUGCUUGUGUUUGGCACCGUACCUGACAAACUGUUUAGACCUUCACUCAAAUUCAAUACCUUCUUGCAGUUUAAUGGGUCUACUCUGGGCACUAUUUCUUCUUUGCUGGCAUACGGACUAAUUAUUUCAGAAGUAUUAAAUAGUUUCCAGCUGGUGUCAUCGGGAGUUUAUAUAUUGGCUGGAUAUUGGGUUGGACCAGAUUUUGAAGAUGGCUGGGGCUAUGUUGAAGCUGCUGUUGUUCGUGUCUGUUACCAGUGACGCCUCAUGAGGUUGUGGAAAUGAGUCAAUGUAUGAAGUUAAUGUUAGAGCUUAGUUUUGUAUUACUGAGGUCUAAUGCAAGAAUGCCACAAUGAUAAGAACUAGAAGUGAUGUUUUUGUUUUGCGAUCUUAUAUUUAAAGACAUGAAAAUUCCUAAUAGAUGUUAGUCAAAAUCUGUACCUGAAGCAGUAGCUAAUUCCCAACUAGAAGCAUACAAGACACUAAAUGGUUAAAUAUUGAGGGCAAUUGCUUCGAGUUGGCAUUCAGGACACUCUUUCUUGUUCUGCCAUUUUAGCAUCAUUGGAUUAUAUUUUCUUCUUGGAUUGUAUAUCAUUCAUUCAUAUUAUGCAUUCUGAAUCAGAAAAUUCAGAUGCUUCUUUGCUUAUUUCUAAUAUGGCACUAGUACGAGAGGACUAUUCAAAGUA